UGUGCAGGGUGUUGGGGAGACCAGAGGUUGUCCUGCCCUACAGAGGGAACACUGAAGAACACCAUGGCCUUAGCGGGAUGCCCUGACUUCUUCUUACGUCACCCGAACUACCAGGAAAGCAUGGACCGCACUUCCUCUCGUAGAACUGAGGAGCUGAUUGUUCCAGGCUUCCAGCGCUCGGCCAAUCAGAACUUGCCACAUCACCAUGAAGACGAUGUGGACCUGGAGCAGCUGGUGAACGACAUGAACUCCUCCAUGGAGAGUGUGUACUCCACGCAGUCGGACACGGCGCUGCUCCUGAACAACAGCCACGCUCCCGCUCCACACCACCACCACCACCACAUGCACCCUGCCUUCCCGCGUCACUCUCAGCCCAUGCACAUCCAGGCCGUCAGGUGCCUGCAGGAAGAGCAUCGGCUGCGUCCAGCCUCCCUGCCCGCCAUCCCCAACCCUUUCCCUGAGCUCUGCAGCCCCGCAGGCUCCCCCGUCCUCAGCCCCAUACAGACCCCCAACAACCACUGUGUGUGUGUGUGUGUGUGUGUGUACGCAGAGAGAUGUCUGGAGGACCACGAGCUGGUGGUUCAGGUUCAAGCCUCCAUGAGCAGCGACAGUAAAUUCCUCUUCAGGAAGAACUAUGCCAAAUAUGAAUUCUUCAGAAACCCCCUGAACUUUUUUCCAGAGCAUAUGGUGGCCUGGUGUCAGGAGUCUGACGGCUCGAUCCCUCAGUCACAGCUCUUACAGAACUUUCUAAACUCCAGCAGCUGUCCAGAGAUCCAGGGCUAUCUGUCUGUGAAGGAGCCCGGCCGCAGGUCCUGGAGGAAACUCUACAUGUUCCUGCGGCGCUCCGGGCUUUACUACUCCACUAAAGGAACGUCCAAGGAGCCCCGACACCUGCAGCUGCUCUCAGAUCUGGACGACAGUAACAUCUUCACCAUCAUCUCAGGCAAAAAACUCCACAACUGUCCCACAGACUUCCAGUUCUGCAUCAAGCCCAGCAAAGUGAGGAGUGACUGCAAGGAGCUGAAGAUGCUGUGUGCCGAGGACGAGCAGAGCAGAACCUGCUGGAUGACGGCCUUCAGACUGCUCAAAUAUGGGAUAGUCCUUUAUCAGAGCUACAACGUGCCCCAGCAGAGGAAGUCCAAUCUUUCGCCUUUUACAGCACCUGUGCGGAGUGUAUCUGAGAACUCUCUGGUGGCCAUGGACUUCUCUGGGAGGACCGGGCGGGUCAUCGACAACCCCCUCGAGGCCCAGAGCGCCGCCGUGGAGGAGGGACAGACGUGGAGGAAACGGAGCCAGCGUAUGAAUGUCCUGGGCAGCUCGAGCCCCCUGCACCCCUCCUCUCUGAGCACAGUGAUCCACAGGACACAGGUCUGGUUCCAUGGUCGCAUCAUGAGGGAGGAAGCCCACAAAAUGAUCAUCCAACAAGGCCAAGUAGACGGGUUAUUCCUGUUGCGGGACAGUCAGAGUAAUGUCAAGGCAUUCGUGCUCACCUUGUGCCACCACCAGAAGAUCAAGCACUUCCAGAUCCUGCCGUGUGAGGAAGACGGUCAGGUGCUCUUCAGCCUCGACGAUGGCGCCACAAAAUUCACCGACUUGAUCCACCUUGUGGAGUUUUACCAGCUGAACAGAGGGGUGCUGCCCUGCAAGCUUAAACACCCGUGCACCGCUGUGGCCUUGUGACACUCCUCAACCCCGACACCUCUACCCCCUUUUUUUGCACACCUCUCUCUAACCCUGAGAUUCCGCCGCCCCCAUCUGCCCCUUCCUCACCGACGAAGGUGAGGGGAUAGAGAAGUCGAGUUUGAGGAUGUGAACUCGCCUGGCAUUGGAGGUUUUUCUGAUUUCCCCCAAUGCGGCAACGCUUUCCUCCAGGCUUUCCGCUGUCUGGUCAAGCGUUGCAGAUCGAGGACCCGUCAGUCGGCCAACGUUGUCAUGGAGACUCGACUGUUUUGUCAUUGCUGUUGGAGAGAGACCAUGUGAUGUGAAAACACGAGAUGGCGAAAGUCUGUUUGCAGGAUGGCUGCGGGUCUCUAGGAUGGACCCCUCCCUCACCCUUUAACCUCCCACAUCCUCCAGGCCUGAUAAGCUGUGGUGCCCGCCCCACCCUCAGUCCUUCGAGGGGGGGUGCCACCCUCUGACUUCCUCAUAAAUCAUCAGGGAUGGACGGGGAACCUCUCUGGAUCUUAUCAAACUCAAUCCAGGAGUUUCCUCUACCUUUGCAGUCCAGUCUGGAUAAGCUGACACCCUGUCCCCCCUUCCAAAAACAGACUCGAUGCAGCCUCUCUGCUGUCCCACAAUCCCCUGGGGUGUAACCCCCCCUCCCCACCCAUAUCCUGCCUCUCCUCUCCACAUAAAGCUCA
Messenger RNA from Notothenia coriiceps (black rockcod), 2360 nucleotides. Its product is annotated as growth factor receptor-bound protein 10-like. The transcript is spliced from 15 exons. The record is from RefSeq and is a predicted model, not a curated record. Gene Ontology annotation, biological process: insulin receptor signaling pathway; negative regulation of Wnt signaling pathway; negative regulation of insulin receptor signaling pathway. The coding region runs from base 64 to 1680 and encodes 538 amino acids. NCBI's taxonomy places the organism in Eukaryota, Metazoa, Chordata, Actinopteri, Perciformes, Nototheniidae. Gene Ontology annotation, molecular function: insulin receptor binding.